AUGUCGCCGGAGCCUCCGCAAGUUGAUAAGAUACCGGCGAUAUGCCGGAACGAAGAGAUGGCGUGGGAUGGGCAUGCGACCACCGUCGGGGAGAUGGUGGCGGAGCUAUUGAGUGAGGGCUGGCCGGACUUGACGGUGGGUCUUUCGCACCACACCGAUCCGGGCUUGCUGACGGUUUUGUUGCAGAACCAGGUUCCAGGGUUGCAAGUGAAGCACGACGGCGCGUGGGUUGAUGUCAAGCGGGUUCCAGGUACAUUGAUUGAUAACAUUGGAGACUUUCUUCAG
Messenger RNA from Ilex paraguariensis (yerba mate), 285 nucleotides. The record is from the annotation of a GenBank genome assembly. Lineage: Eukaryota; Viridiplantae; Streptophyta; Magnoliopsida; Aquifoliales; Aquifoliaceae.